This is a messenger RNA of Magallana angulata, 4473 nucleotides long. RefSeq names its product E3 ubiquitin-protein ligase TRIM71-like. Gene Ontology annotation, molecular function: protein binding; zinc ion binding; ubiquitin protein ligase activity. Gene Ontology annotation, biological process: proteasome-mediated ubiquitin-dependent protein catabolic process; protein polyubiquitination. The record is from RefSeq and is a predicted model, not a curated record. The transcript has 2 exons. Bases 266 to 1942 code for a protein of 558 amino acids. Lineage: Eukaryota; Metazoa; Mollusca; Bivalvia; Ostreida; Ostreidae.
ACCCUGUACCUUACAGUAUAGUGAUAAAAAUGUCAGAUCUAUUUAAACCUCCCAACAAUGGAUGACCCCGAUUUUGAACCAACACAUACACAAGCACAAGUUACUACCUGGCAUUAAAUUCAUUCACGUGAUCUUGCACAGGUAGCAAACGACCAAGAAGAAUAAACACCUGACGCCCGCCAUGUUUGAUCAAGAAGACCUGAAGUUUACCAAUGGGGUAACAUUAGGUUUAUAGUUCCCUUAUAGUUACAAGGGUUCCCUAACCAUGGACCCCUGGAACAGCGCCCAGGAUGUUGUACGCUGCACCCUGUGUAAGACUCCCAAUGACCCCAUGUACUGUGACGUUUGUCAUAUACAUCUGUGUAAAGACUGUGUAGAGACACAUUUAUCUGAUUCCUCUAAAGUCCAUAAUGUGGUGCCACUUAUACAAUACUUAACCACUCUGAACUAUCCCAAAUGUAAGAAACACCCCACCAACCAAUGUGAACUCCACUGUGAACAAUGUGACUUUCCUAUUUGUGCAAAGUGUAUUUCCUCUGGAAAACAUUCAGGACAUAAAAAAAUUGACAUUUUCCAAAGUUUUGAAAUAAAAACAGGAAUUUUAGAAAAAGAUUUGCAAGAAUUAGAAAAAUUAAUUUAUCCUAAAUACAAAGAGAUUGCAUCCAACAUCCCAGUGCAGAAAGCUGAUCUGAGUAAAAACUCCCAGAAAUUGACAACAGCAAUUGACAAACAAAGAGAAGUCUGGCGCAGAGAAAUAGACACCAUUAUCACAAACCUGAAAUAUAAGGUGGAGGAAAUGGAAUCCAAACACCUGGUUGUCCUGAAUAAACAGGAAGAUGAAAUCACACACACAAUUUCUGAAAUCACACAGACCAUUGCUGAACUUAAGAAGUUACUGAACUCCAAAGAUGUCAGCCUUGUCUCUGAGUACAAAUCCAGGAAUGCUGAAUUCAGAAGAUUGCCUCCUAAACUCAAAGUGUCCUUACCAAACUUUAGACCUCAGGAAAUCCACACAGAUCAGCUGAUUAAACAGUUUGGUUCUCUGUCAGCAUUAUCUUUUACAACAGAGGAACAAGACUACAGCAUGCCGCCCCAGGGAGCAGAGUCCUCUCCCCCCGACCGGUCACUGAUGGAUGUACCCCGCGUCAUCACAACUAUAGACACAGAGUAUGAGGGUGGAAUAUGUGGUGUGACGUGUCUGAAUGACACAGAAGUAUGGACGCGUGGUGAGGACAACAUGAUGAAACUCUACAACCUCCAAAGGAAACUAGUGGAGUCCAUCCAAACCAAGUCAGGGAACACUCCACAGGACAUAGCAGUCACAAGGAGUGGGGAUCUAGUUUAUACUGAUUACAAUGAUAGCACUGUGAACAUAGUGAAGAAUACACAGAUACAGACAGUGAUCAGACUACAGGGGUGGAAACCUCGCAAUGUCUGUAGUACCUCCUCUGGUGACCUCCUGGUUGUCAUGGACAGUGAUGAUGAUAAACAAACAAAAGUUGUGUGUUACUCUGGCUCCACAGAGAAACAAAGUAUUCAGUACAAUGACAAAGGACAACCUCUCUAUUCAUCUGGUGGAUUAAUUAACACUAAAUACAUCAGUGAGAACAGGAACCUAGAUAUCUGUGUGUCAGACAAUGGAGCCCGUGCAGUAGUGGUGGUCAAUCAGGCCGGGAAACUCCGGUUUACCUACCAUCCUCCCUCUACUACCGAGGAAUCAUUCUAUCCACUCGGCAUCACAACAGACAGCCAGGGUCGGAUCCUGACAGCAGACUUUAACAACGACCGUAUCCACAUCCUGGAUCAGGACGGACAGUUCCUCCGCUACAUUGACAACUGUCAUUUACAGUAUCCAUGGGGUUUAUGUGUGGACGCCAGAGACAACCUCUUUGUGGCUGAGUGUGGCACAGGUAAAGUGAAGAAAAUCCAAUAUUACAUGUAAAUCAACUAACUGUAUAAAUUAUAUGUAAACAAAGCGUAUAAGUAUAUAUUACAUACUGUGUGUAGAUAUAAUGUAAACAAACUAUACACAUUACAUGUCAUUGUAUGGUGUGUAUCAGAUGUAAACACGCUGUGUGUGGAUAAUUUAAUGUAUCACACAUACACUGACCGUGUCUACAAGAUGUAAACAUUCUGUCUAACUGUAUCUGUGUUAGGUUGUCAUGAGUUAAUCAUUCCAUUUCUUCAAUCUUUAUUUGUUUAUAUAUCAUAUGUUUGUAUGUAUUAAACAAAUUGUUCUUUUAUAUUGAUAUUACAUCUCAAGGAAACAGACCAUGUUUAUAUAUUGUAUGUAAACAAACUGUGUUUAUGUAUCACAUAUAUAUAUAUAUAUAUAUAUCAAGUGAUUCUAUGUACAUGUAUAUUACAUAUAGACAAACUCCUUUUUCUAUUUAUAGAUGUAUAUACAGUGACUGUUUUACUGUGUCUAUAAUCUGUGUUUGUUACAUUAGAAUGAAUGGACUGUAUUUGUUACAUGUGGUUAUCAGCAAACUCAGUGUGACAUGUUUUAAUUACACAUAAUGGGUUAACAGACAGGUAGCACUCAAUUCUGGUACGCAUGCGUGAGGAAGGGUGGCAGCUUUGAAUUUUAAGAGAGAGAAUUUUUCUACGUUUUUCUCAAUUUAUACCAAUAAUUCUGUUCGGAAUUUGUUAUGUGUUCGUGGAUAAGUGUAAGAAUGUGUUUUCUUGGUGUAAUAGUGUAAAAUGGCACACACACGCAAUAGGAAAAGGAAAAACAAGUCAUCGAAUGUUAGCGGGGAAAGGACACAAAAGGUUCAUGUGAGUAAUUCUCAACUAUCAACGGUUCCAAGUUUACACGGUAUGGAAACACAAACAACAAACAGCAAUAGUAGCAAUAGCAUCUGUCAUAAUAGUUCUAGUUUCCAAAAUGCACAGCAUUCCACACCGGUGACCCCCGUAAACAAUUGCCAAGGAAACCUGUUCACCCCCUAGGGGCCCCAGGGACCACAAAGUCAAUUCGCUGGCUAUAUUUCCCCUAUACCAAACCAACAACAUAGUCAACCACAACAACAUCCCCAACCGCAACACACCGAUAUCAUGGAAGCUCUGAGAGUCAUGUCAAGGAACAUAGAGCAAGUUUCAACAAAGCUAAAUAAACUGGACCUUAUUGAACACAGACUCAGUGAACUGGAAAGGAAUGUCGGAAACGUAAACACAGAAUUGAAAGACAUGAAGGCCAAGGUCAACGGAGUCGAAGAAAGUGUGGUAUUUAUUAUUAAGCAGUAUGAAGAUCAAACAAAAGAAGUAUUGGCUGUUAAAAAAUUUGUCUGUGAAAUAACAAAUGUUAACGAAAACAUCCUCAAAGAGUUGAGCCUUGUGAAAUCGGAGUUCGAGAAUUUAAACGAACGCCACUAAUAAUAUAAUUAGACCUUCAAACACGUUCGAUGAGAGAUAAUCUUAUCUUUGAGGGAAUCGUCGAAACGCAAGAGGAAAACACAGAGGAGGUCUUAAGAGAAUUCUUAAAAUCAGAAAUGGGCAUAACGGUAGAGCCACAAUUCCAACGAGUGCAUAGACUGGGGAAAAGAGUGCAGGGACGUCACCGGCCAAUUAUAGCGAAAUUCGUCCUAUUCAAAGAGAGAGAAAAUGUCAGAAAAGCUGCUCCAUCCAAACUUGUUGGAAAACCAUUUGGAAUUAAUGAACAGUUCCCAAAGGAAAUCAACGACCGCAGAAAACUGUUAUACCCUCAUUAUAAACAAGCAAAACGUCUCGGAAAAAAGGCGGUGCUGAUUGCAGAUAAACUUUUCGUGAAUGGGACAGAAAUCCCCCUUUCCUCGAUCCACAACCCAGCGUCAACACAGCGCACUGACCCAGAUACCGCAUACGGACCACGCCAAUCCGCAACGCGCAGCGCAAAUCGACAUGAAACCCGUUUUGCGACCACGCGCCGUUAGGGAUACCAAAGAGAGCAACCGAGCGGGAAUGUAAACAACGAAAACGAAACCACCGAAUGUAACUCUCUCACAUCUUCAGACACUUCUUAUGCGAGGAUUGUUUCUAUCAAUGUUUGCGGUCUAGCUUCUAAGCUCCGAAAUCCCGAGUUUGUUGAUGUUAUUAGCAAAUAUGAUAUAAUCUGCCUCACAGAGACAAAAACAGAUAAAGCUGACAAUAUUGAAAUCCCAAAUUUCAGUGUAUUCAGCAAACAUAGAUCAAAUCUGUCAUUUCGGAAGUCUGGUGGUAUUGUAGUCUAUAUUAGAGAUUCUUUAUCCAAAUUCUGUAGCAUUAUUAAUAACGCAAGUGACAAUAUAUUAUGGAUUAGAAUAGAAGGUAAAACAUUUAGUAUUAAGAAACAUAUUUUGAUGGGAACUGUUUAUAUAACGCCAUCAAACUCCAGAUUUUCAUCAGUUGAAAUUUUUGACGAUAUUGAGAAUGAGAUUUUUAACUUGUCCAAAGAAAAUGAUUGUAUAUGUUUAUUAGGUGACUUUAAUAGUAGAGUAUCCACAUUGAGAGAUUUUA